Molecule: messenger RNA, 1868 nt
Organism: Cuscuta campestris
Lineage: Eukaryota; Viridiplantae; Streptophyta; Magnoliopsida; Solanales; Convolvulaceae
Source: the annotation of a GenBank genome assembly
CGCAAUAAACCCUAAUCGAACGAAUCUUCAAAACUUCAGAUCUGGAAAAGAAAAAAUCCGAUCGGCUAGCUUUUGGGGACGGUAUCGAUGGAAUUUUUUAUACCAGAUGAACGAUUGAUGAGGGAAGACGAAAGAAAAGUGGUGGGAGAAUUGGCGGGUUACAGAGAAGAAAUAUGGAGGUAUAGAGAAGAACUUUUUUUCAAGUCUCGAUUAUGGGAGGAGACUCUUAAAUGGGAUCCGCCGAUGAUGAAGAAGAAGAAUAUUAAGGGAGACGUGGAGGAGGAGGAGGAGCUUUGGACCAAAUCAAUCUAUUUUCAGGUUCAUACCAGAAACAUGUCCGAUCAAGCUUCGUGGUACACCUUCAAAGAUUGGCUUCCAAAAGAAGGCAGAACCUCACCCCCUAAACUUCCUCUUGUAGGAGAGAAGCUAUCUCCGAUCCCAGGGUUGGAGAGCGUUUCUAUGCAAAGAGCCGUCCCUUUUCCAUCGGGGAGCAGCACUAUCGUUACUUUAGGUGGUCCAUUUUUAGAGAACGACAGCUGGGACGUUCAGGAGGAUACCAGUACUUGUGUUAAGUUGUUUGAUCUCGCAGCAGCACACCCAUCUAAUAAGUUAUUUCAGGAAGAACUGCCGAAUAUGUGGGCUGAGAGAGAUUUUCCUGAGGUCGUUGUCGUCGAUGGCAAGAUUUAUGUCUUUGGAGGUCAGAGAGUGCCCGCGGCUGACUGUUUCCUCUAGAUAUAUGACCCCGACAGUAAAACAUGGGAAGCUGUAAGCUUUGUAUUAGUUGGGGAAGAAGACAUGGGACCCAUACCACCUUUGAAUUUUCACGUACGGGGAGGGGCCUUUGUUGAUGAUGAAGGUAAAAGGCAACUUCUGUUUUAUUCUGAUCCCUCCAGAGGUGGCCUUCUGCCACCAUCACUCCUGACCUACAGUUUGGACACCCACACGGUCUACAUUGCUGAGUGCCCUUUCCCUAUGUUCCCCCACGGAGCAGCAGUGGUGGUUGAUGGCAUUCUUUACGCUUAUUUGAUGCACACCGCUGAUAUCUGGGCGUUUGAUUUAGCAACCAAGAGAUGGAUACCUGGACCGGUUGCUGGAUUGAAUAUUGAUCCAUCUAGAACAGUCUACUUGAAGCAUAUCUGUGGCAAGUAUUUGUGUGCCAUCUCCGAAGAUCAGCAGCUUACUGACGAUGAGCUGAAGGAGUUUUUCGAAAAUGGUUUUACAUUGAAAUUGAUAGUCACUGUAUUCAAAGUAGUUCAGAAGAAGAAGAACAACAACGAUGAUGACGGUGGUGGAGGACUGGAGGCCGAAAUAUAUGACUCUAGAGCCUUUUUGUUUCCCAAUGGAACAGUUCUCCGUGAAUGCAUAAUAAUUUAAGCCCAGAAUGGUGGUGGUAAUGGAAGUAUUUCUUGUUUCUUUGGGUUUGCUGCUGUAUCGGGAGCACUGGGCUUUUCUGCAGUUUUGAACCUUAUUUCUGCAGCGGAUGAGUAACUAUGCUCUGUCAAAACUUGCUUUAGUGCAACAUUCAACCCACCACUCCAUAGGUAGUGCAUAUCUCAGGUUCGUGAAAUUGAUUUGAAAAUUAUCAAUGAUUGUCUGGCAGAUCUAGGAGGAUGGUUUCGUAACCAAUCCAUGAUUGAAGGCAAUGGCUUUCUAGUUGGGAUAUGGCAGUGAUUAUUCGGUGUGUCCCAAGUUCAAGGGUGAGAGCUGUACAAGAUAAUUGGGUUCCCAUGUUGAUGAAUUUGAAACCUAAUAGCAUUACGAUGGGUGUAGAAAACACUAUGUUAGUAAGUGAGCUUAUCAAUAGCCAUUCUAGAAGUUGGAAAUUAUGUGUUAUGAGAAAUUUGAUCACAGAACAAGAGGUGAAAGGA